This is a messenger RNA of Numida meleagris (helmeted guineafowl), 5008 nucleotides long. RefSeq names its product COMM domain containing 10 (gene COMMD10). Bases 4025 to 4510 code for a protein of 161 amino acids. NCBI's taxonomy places the organism in Eukaryota, Metazoa, Chordata, Aves, Galliformes, Numididae. The transcript has 5 exons. The record is from RefSeq and is a predicted model, not a curated record.
UAAAGCUAUAUAGUUGUGUUUUAAAGCGAUGAGUGUAACAUACAAAAUUUAUGACAACGCAAGGUGCUGAAAACAAAAAGGGCACUUAUUAGGUAGUUGGUACAUGUGGUCGGUGUAGUGAAGUUCUGUUGUCUCAAAUAGAUGUUAUGUGUUACUUUAGCUGCUAUACCUGUUUAAACUAUGCAAUUUAUUUCCUAUAACAUGAGUUUGCCUUAACUUGUUUCAUUUUGAAUGCAGUUAUUUUUUGAAAUGUAGCACAAAUAAGGUGAUUUUCUCCUGGGAGACUUAUUUUUAACUCAUUUAAAGGAGAGGUCAAAUCUCCCAAAGAUGCUAAAUCUGUGAGCCAUUUUUAAUCUUCACAUUCUGGCACAAUUUUUCCUUUUCAAUCCAUAAAGGACUUGAUUUCACUUGGCAAAUCGUGAAGUCUUUGUAGCAUUUUACCCUGACUUAGCCACUUUCCUUCAGAAAAGCAAAUGAUGACUCCAUAAUCAGCAUCCAUACUUUCAAGGAACUCCUGGAACUAGUGAUGAUUCAGUCUCUUGGACUUUAUUCACAGGUUUGAUGAUGACUUGCAUGACAUUGCUCAUUUUUAAAACUUUUGCACAUAAUUUUUCUGGAUGUAUGAUGCUGUGAUAUUUCAUCAAAUGUGAGUUGCCAGUGGCAGUUGCAUCAUUUUCUACUAAUCUUACAGUCCAUCUUUUUUACUGACCAUCGCCAGGGUGCCAUCAGUAGCUCUGCCAUGUAUGUUGAUGAAGGUUAAAGAAAAUUGCUUUAGUGUAUUUUUUACUGUUUCAUACAAAUCAAGAGAUUUAGUUGUGUCUUUUAAUGGCACCACAGAAGCCAUUUCUUCAGUGACAUUAUAAUAAGUGACAAUACCCGUAACGAAAAUGGCAGGUUAAGCUGUAUCUGUAGCAUCAUUGUUUUCAUUUAUUGCCAGAGCUUUACUUACGAAAUUUCUUACAUUAGAUUUUCCUGUUUCUUUGAUUUGCCUGGUUCCAGUCUGCUGAGACAAACUGAUUUUAGAAAAAUCCGUGCUUCUUAUCAGGACAACUUAUAUCUGCCAUGCUUUCCAAACAUUGCUUAAUAAGCUCACCUUCAGUAAAUGGUUUUGAUUUUUUUUCUUUUUUUUGCAAUCAGAUUUACUACCACUUAACUAUCUUUUUUAACAGAGUCUGUUUGAUUUUUAGCAUUUAAAAAAAAAUAUUUUAAGUUCUGCUAUUAGUCUUUACGAAAUAGUCUUUAAUAUUCAUCAAAUUUAGCAACGUAUUUUAGCAUAUGAUGUCUUUUUAAAUAGUAAUCUUUGAAAACAGACCCUAUUUCCUUUCAUACUAAGCAUACUGCCGUAUUAUUUGUACCUACAGAAAAGUACUCAUCUGUCCAUUUUUAUUUUAAAAUUUGUCCUUUGCGAUUUUUCUUCUUUUGGCUUCUGUUUUCUUUUGAGAUGCCAGUGGGUAGGUUGAAAUGUUAGUACUGAUAAUCACAGCGUUUUGCUCAACAAGCACGUGCUCAUGCCAUGUGUAGUACAGCUGGGUUUUGGUGUGACAGAGUGCACAUGGUGGGUGCAAGAGGAAGAAUCAGUGCUGCAGUGGGCCCUCCCUGUGUCCUGGUUUCAGCCCAGACGGUGCUGAUCACACAGCACUGCUUGCUGCUGAGUGAUGGGUGCAUGCCUGGCGCUAGGCUGGGCUGCUCCAUGGGGAAGAGCUGCUGCAUGGGCACUGCUGGUGGUUCAUCUAAUGUUAAUUCUCUGUAAUUAGUCUGUUUCAGAGCUUCUGCCACUUUCGAUUUUGUAAUCUGGGUAAUUGCUGAAAACUUUCAUGCUUCAUAUGCGUCUGUUGCCAGUUAAAACUUUGGCACGUGCUGCUGAAGUCGGAUCCGCUGUAUCUUUAGGCAUAAAUGUACAUCUAUGAGCAGGUAUAAAAUCCCUUUGUUUAUUUGUGAUAAGCCUUCAGGGAGGUGUCAACAGAGCAUAUCAAUGUCAGACAUGAUCAAAUGGUUCGACAGAACUGUUGAACACUGACUCAAUUGUUCUUUCUUUAUUUUUAUCAUUUUUUUAAAUCUUACUAGGAUAAGAUUUGAGGUUUUUUUGCACUUUUUGUAACCCCGUUUGGCUAGUGAAAUUUACAUAGAAAAUAAAUUUGAUAGGGAAUGCAUGGUACACUGACAAAAUAAGAACAUAGUACAGGCAGCUUCUAGACUUUUAGUUGUAAAAGACAUUUUGAGAAGACAAAAUCUGUCAGUGGCAGAGACUGAAGAUAUUCGUAAUCAGGUUACAGUUGAUUUUUUCCAAAGUACUUAAACUUUGGAAAACUGAAACUGGGUGAUUUUAGACACAUGUAGAUUCAGAAACUGCAGAUUCUUGAUGUGCAAAGUUCUGUUAACUCAGGAGCCUAAACAAGUAAGUGGCUGCUAAUGUAAGUAUGCAAAAAAAAAAAAUAAAAAAAAAUUAGCAGCACAAAUUUUUGACCUGUCUUUUUGAAAUAACAUUUAUCAAUGUCGAGCAUACAAGUCCCUGAGUUUAAAUCGCCCCAGGUGCAGUAUGGCAAGCAUGACUUGCUGUUGAGAGGUGAAAUUUGAAAACCAAGUGAAAUCAUGGAUGUUUAUAAGGUGAACUUUUCAGAAUACAGCGUGUGUGUGCAGACUGGGAGGCAAUUCUGAAGAUGUUCUGCCAAGCAAAUGUCUGAGAAUUUUACUGAGACGUGCUAUUCAGUGGUCUGUUUUUUGCCCUUGGGUUUUCAACUAAUGAGAAACUAAUACAAAAACCUGUGAUCAUCGUUUAUUUGUAAUUCUAGCUGUGUUAGAACUUGUACCCUUUGCACCUUCUGUGACCCUACUGGAAUAAAAUUGCUGUUUGUGUCUGCAGUUUUGCAUGAGAUCUGCAACACACAAUACUUCUGCUCGUGAUAUGUCUUUGAAUAUUCUGUGUGGCUUCACCACCAUGUCAUGUAAUGGAAUUACAUUUUGGUAGAGUAUUGCAAUUCGUAUAGACUUUUAAACUGUCAUUUGUAAUUAUAUUUGCACAAAAGCAACUGCAAAAUUGUCUGUCAUUUCCGUUGUUUGUUAUAAUUUUUGUUCUUUUAGAAUGAAAGCAGGUUUAGGUACAUAGAUAACUGCCUCUACAUUUGCUUAAUAGAAAAAGUGAAAAGGAUUUUUUUUUUCCCUAUCCCGGAUGGCAAGUUGAGUGUCAGUUUGAAUGUGAAUGUAGGCCUUAAAGUAUAGUUUGAGUUUCAGCAGCUUGAAUUUACUUUGUUUGUUUUGUAAAACCUUUUAAAAUUCUAAUCAUAUAGACUUCAGUUUUGUGAAAAACUAUGAAACUUAUGAAAACAUUUCCUUACGUGAAGGAUUAAAGCCACAGAACUAAUUGCUGACUAAAUUAUUUUUUCAACUAAUAAGCCAUGAAUAAGAAAAUAUUCAAAAAUUACAUGAGAAAAUGGAAGAACUUGUGAUCUCACUACAUGGAAUUCAUAAGAUUAUAAGUGUAGUGGAUGGCUACAUGAUCCCUUCAUUUAUUUCAGUUUAUAUUCUAUAAUAAAUUAGCAAUUAUUUGCUGUGUUCUCUUUGAGAAAUUGGACAAAAUAUUUUAUUAAGAUAUAUUGUAGUAGCUAACUUUCUCUAAACUGUCAUAAUCACCUCUUGACUUUUUAAAAAAGUUGGUAUGCUGAAAAACACCUAGUAUUGGAUAGUUUUUAGAUGAAAUUUAUAAUUUAGAUUUUAAAAUUGGUUUUAGAGAUUAUAUUAGGUUCUUUCUUUAAAAGUAAUUAUACAUAAUUACUAAUACUCUUUGCAGUGUGUGUAUGGUUAAAACUAUAAGAGUUGAUCCCAUAAAUGUGCCCUGCAAAUAAGUAUGUUAUGAGUGUAGUUGUUUACAUGACUCCGUGCAAGUUCCUGGUUUGCUCACUUGUCUCACAAAAGGAAUAUUUUAAAUGUGAAAACAAAAUGACAGUUCUUUUGUCGGAGCUGUUAGCAAUGUCAUUGCAAGAUAGCUGAGAUUGGAAGGGACCUCUGGAGAUCGUCUGGACCAACCCCCAUGCUGAGGCACGGCUGCCUGGAGAGGAUUGCCCAGGACUGUGUCUGGGCAGCCUUUGAAGAUCUGCAAGAAGGGAUGCUCCUUAACCUGCCUGGGAAACCUCUGCCAGUGCCCUGUCACCUGUGCAGUACAGAAGUGCUUCCAGGCAUUCAGAUGGAACCUCUUGUGUUUCGGUUUGUGUCCAUUGCCUCUUCUGUCAGUAGCAGAGCCAAUCAACCGUCUUUUUCUGUAUGGAUACUCCUGGUGCAUAUUUUUACUGCCUCUCUGGACUUGGAGCUUGAAACAAUUGGCUGGCAGCUUAAUCUUGAAAUGUCUGCAACCACGCAAGCAAAGCUGAAAUCUCCUCGAGCUGUGCUAGAGCUGGGUGUGAGCAAUGAAGAUUCAAAGAACCUGAAGAAAGUGUUUGUAGAAUUUAGUCAUCAGGAGCUGUUUGAGUUCUAUAACAAGCUGGAAACUAUACAAGCACAGCUGGAUUCCCUUACGUGAUGUUUUUGAAGACUUAUUUCUCCAUCACACUCCUGCCACCUCAUUAUUUUGAAUUGAAGAUAGAUUGCCAAGCUGUGUUUACUGAAGGAUUCAGUGGGUUGCUUCCUGUAAAAUUAUACGGCUUAUCUCCUUUGAAAGCAGUAACAUUAGCCAAGAUAAAUCAUUGUUAAGAGUCUGAAGAUUGUAAUGGACAUUCUCUUGUUUUCUGAGCAAUUAUAAAAAGUGGCUUUACUUACAGAAAAAAGAAGAGACUGCUACCCUGUCUCAGAGUUUGGUUGUUACUCUUUAUUUCUCUGGUUGCUUUUUUUCCCUCUUAGGUGUGAUACUUGAUAAUGGAUAAAAUCUAUUUUUUACACAUAAAAACAAUAUAAAACUUUGGUAGUAAUGGUAGUAAGAAAGUACGCAGCUGAUGAAAUCUCUGUCCUUUUGACUUGUUGUUCUCACGGUAAAUAGAGCUUACUGCAAAUCUGUCAAAAUAAAUCUUGAAAUUACAAAUGG